UUCUAAAAGGGAGUAAGAGAAAGAGACAAAUCAAUAUAAUAUAAUAAAUCAACAAUUGUACACAUUGUGCAUUUAAUAAUGAAUUCUAAAUCAUCUGUUGAAUCUGUUAACUGUGCAAAUAAUCAAGUUGCUACAAGUUCAAAUCGUCCUGAAGCGAAAUCACGGGAGCCUAAAUCUCGGGAAGAAGAUCAAUAUUAUUUACCAGGAAAAUCACUUUGCAUUGCUCCUUUGCCUAAAACUAUAUCGCGAGAGGAUUUAGCGAGAUUCCUCCGCCAGUUUGGACCAAUCAAAAGGGAACGUUAUGGACGGAAUUCCUUAUGGAUUGAGUAUUUUGAUAGUGCACCUGUUAAUGUUUUAAUGAGCAAGUCAAAUUGGUUUCCAAAUGAAAAAUUAUGUCUGAAAAGAAUUAAGAAAAAUAGAGAAAACUCGAGUUUCAACACAGGAAAGAAAGCUAAUACACCAAAUAAAACUCAGGAAGAAGAAGAUCCGAUAAGUUAUGAUCGUAUAAAGGGCAAUGUUGAAACUGAAGUGAUAUUUGAUGGCCAAUUAGCAGCGCUUUUAAAUACAAUACAGCUUACUGAAUUCGAAUUAUUAACCCGAUAUGAUGUCAUUUGCACUCAUUUGAAUGAGAUAUUCAGAUCAGUUUUUCCAGAAUGUCAAACAUAUACAUUUGGUUCGACAGUGGCUGGAUUGAGUUUUAAAGAGAGUGAUUUAGAUAUCUACAUGUAUGUUGGUCAAAUUGGUUUACCACCGGCUUGUCAAAGACCGGAUGUGUCACCGUUUAUGCUAACGUUAACAAUCUUCAAGAGAGUGAGGACAAUUAUGUACAGCAUGAAAUCUGUCUUUUCCAAUAUAAUACCGAUUCCUAAAGCAAAAACACCUAUUAUAAAGUUCCGUUACAUACCGACUAACGUCUCCUGCGACAUUUCCUUCAAGAAUAGCUUAGGUAUUUAUAAAAGUAAUUUCUUACGAUAUUGUGUAUCGCGCGAUUUUCGAUUACGACCAUUAAUGCUGCUCAUCAAGUAUUGGGCGAGGCAUUUCGGGAUUUCCGGUGUCGGAAAGAUAUCUAGUUAUGGAUUAGUGUGUCUGAUUAUCUUUUACCUUCAGCAAGAAUCGGUCGGUCUUCUUCCGCCUUUAUUACACCUUCAAAGAGCUUGCGUACCGCAAAUUAUAAACAGAUGGCAAGUGAAUUUUAACGAAAAUACCGUAUUACCACCUAUUAGCAAUAACAGUAGUAUCGCAGAGCUGUUUCACAAUUUCUUCUUCUUCUACGCCACGUUUCAAUUCAAUUCUUGCGUGAUAUGUCUGCUGGAUGGGAAAACAUAUUCGACGGCAGAGUUUGUACAGGUAGACAAGUUGCCCGAUUACAUGGAUAGAUAUAAGAGUUGCGUUAUGGAGAAUAGUGCCAAGAAAUUAGAUGUUAACAAACCGUUAUGCCUUCAAGAUCCGAUUGAACUUAAUCAGAACACAGCUGCGAUCACAUCGGACCGCGCAUUAAUAGCGUUUCAACAUUGUUGCGUGUUUACUGCCGAUAUCUGUGCAGCCGCUAGAGUAAAUGAUUACGAGAAUGUAUUGAAAACGUUAUUUAGUACGGUACCACCUCAAUUGAUACCAACGAAGAAGAGGAAAUCGAAGUUUAAGAGUACGAUACGAGCAGGUCGUUUCCUUCUUGCUGGAUUACCAGAGGAUUUUGAGACACGUACGGACAUCCCUGACAAGGAACAGUAUAAGAAGGAUAAUUGGUACUUUAUGAUUUUUAAUCUAAUAAGAGAUGUCUUCGAGAUGAUUUUUAAAUUAGAAGUCGAGAUACUCCUCGAUUCGGAAACAAAGCAGCAAAAAGUUGAAGCAUUAUCUGACGUACAUAUUAGGAAUAAUCAGAAAAUAAUGUUCCAUUGUACUGGUAAUAAAUGUGUAUGGUACAACAGAAAGAAAAAUAAUAGAACUCUGUUGGAUGUUCAAUUGAGUCUUCUGGAGAAAGAGGCCAUCAUGUCGGAUAAGGUGCUGGAACAGUUGAACGAUGCGGCGAGGAACAUCAAGUUAAAUUUUAUAUGUACAUUAGAAAAAGCGGAUAAUCCUGUGGCUGUAAUUAUAAUACUAAAUGACGAGGACAGUCAGAAUCAUGUCUUUCGACAAUUCGAGUGCUUCGUAAACAGUUGGAUACCAAAAAUAAUAGAGAAAACGUUGCUACAUAUGUUACAAUUCAAAAAGACUUACGGCGAAUUGCUGUACCACAAGAAACCGUGAUGGUCCUGCGCAUAUAUGUGUAAAAAUUACAUAUGCCUUUUAUAUGCACAUAUGGACCAAAAAUUAACAGUACUUUAUAUUGUAAUUAACAGUACUUGAUCAUUGUAAUUUUUCU
This is a messenger RNA of Nylanderia fulva, 2359 nucleotides long. Its product is annotated as speckle targeted PIP5K1A-regulated poly(A) polymerase-like. The record is from RefSeq and is a predicted model, not a curated record. Gene Ontology annotation, molecular function: nucleic acid binding; RNA uridylyltransferase activity. Lineage: Eukaryota; Metazoa; Arthropoda; Insecta; Hymenoptera; Formicidae.